AUGGGUAUCGAGUGCCAACUACGCGAAUCACUUCACAGCUAUGGCAUGUUCACUGGUGUUGUCUACGACCCCAAUGACCGGUACCCCGGUAGCCGCGCAUUUCCCGGACAUCAGGGACAAUUUUUCGAUGCUGAAUCCCCCAAAUGGUUCAUUACCAAUGGUGAUGAACCCAAGACAGCUGAUAUCUUGUGCUACGACCUGCACCAGUACAUCGUCAGCCCAGCGAAUAGAAUCAAUCUUUAUGCAUCAUUGCACAGUCGAAUCCGAGCCCCUUCCCAACGUACAUGCCCUCGGUACCGCGAUACUUGGGGGCCCCGACGGCAGCCAAAGUCGAGUACCAACUACGAGUGA
Fusarium redolens is the source of this 351-nucleotide messenger RNA. RefSeq lists its product as uncharacterized. The coding region runs from base 1 to 351 and encodes 116 amino acids. NCBI's taxonomy places the organism in Eukaryota, Fungi, Ascomycota, Sordariomycetes, Hypocreales, Nectriaceae. The transcript is spliced from 3 exons. The record is from RefSeq and is a predicted model, not a curated record.